GUUCCGUGCGCGGUCUUCGUGCGUUACAUGCAAGGUUCCGAUGCUCAGUCCUUGACGGUUCGCGGUAUGUUUAGGCUGCGCAACGUAGUACGUAAAGGUAAAUAAACAGACUACGCGGUAGUAUGUCUUCGCAGGAUCGAGACGAGUGCGAAACGAGCGGAAAUCGGGGAGAGUCUUCAGUGGACGAGUUCGUUCAGGCGAUCGACAUUGAAGGCGCUCGCUAUUACCUCCACACCGUAGCAAAGCCCUCUGCCGCAGAACCAACGGAGUACGAGCUUUUACUCGGCGACGGUCGUCAAUGUUUCGCCGGCACCGCGCAGAUACCCGACGGGCCAGAGGAGAAGGCACGCGCAUUCCACGCGGCGCUCGCCGCGGGAGGCGGUCGCGAGUUCGUGUACCGGCUCCGUCCGGUCGGCGAGGAGCGAGCGCGCCUUUCGUGGCUUCGACGGGUGUCGCACGAAAUGAUGUCUAGACUGAACGAGGUGAUUCUGCGGCGAGACCCCGACGGCGGAGCCAGGUUGCUCGCAGCUGCGAUGCGCAUCGUGGAGCAACGCGAUGCGAGCCUGAAAAGCCUGGGCGAAAGGCUACAGCGGACACAGGCCGAGCAGGCGCGGACGCUGGACGCAUUGCAAAGGAGCUUGCGCCUCAAGGAGGAUUUAGAGACUGAGCUUUAUGCGAAGUUCAGUUUGGUGCUCAAUGCAAAGAAGCGCUUCAUCCGCGAGCGAAUCGCGAAUGGGACAGGCUACCGCAGAAGAGGACCAAGCCCCUGCUGCAAGCAGCUCUUCCAGCUCAGCGGCAUCCGUGCCCAAUCUGCUCAACAGGCUUGUCUCGGGAGAUUAAGGGCAUCGCUGUGUGGCACUAUCGCUAAAACCUUUACAUGGCUGCUUGCCACUGUUCUGAUGCAAACACUACCACUGUAAAUUGCACACACAGUGAUGUAUAAUGCUGCACAUUCAGAAGUUCUUUGUAAAUUCUGUGUUACUCUUGC
Molecule: messenger RNA, 988 nt
Organism: Rhipicephalus microplus (southern cattle tick)
Lineage: Eukaryota; Metazoa; Arthropoda; Arachnida; Ixodida; Ixodidae
Biological process (GO): response to X-ray; positive regulation of ligase activity; double-strand break repair via nonhomologous end joining
Cellular component (GO): DNA-dependent protein kinase-DNA ligase 4 complex; nucleus; DNA ligase IV complex
Molecular function (GO): DNA binding
Source: RefSeq, a predicted model, not a curated record